This is a messenger RNA of Meloidogyne enterolobii, 909 nucleotides long. The record is from the annotation of a GenBank genome assembly. Lineage: Eukaryota; Metazoa; Nematoda; Chromadorea; Rhabditida; Meloidogynidae.
UUUAAAUUUUUUAGAAAAAUGAAUCCAUCACAAUAUCCACAAUGGCAACAACAUUUAAUUCCAGGUUAUGCUCCUCCAAUAUAUUCACAAAAUACAGGGCCACCAACAUAUACACCGAUUAAUUUACCUACUCAAUUUAUUCCAUGUACUCCCAGCAAUUAUUAUCAGCAAAGUGAACAUUUACAAGAAAAGGAAAAACAAUCAAAAUUGAUUGAACAAUUAGAAAAGGAAAAGGAUUCGAUUCAAAAAGAGUUUGAAAAACUCAAAUUGGAUUAUGAAAAUUUAAAAAAGGAAAAAGAAUUGGAAAUUCAAAAACGCAAAGAGAGUGAGCUUCGUCUAAGUGAACUUGAAAAGUCUAAACUUGAGGUCGAAGAACGUUUAACUAAAAGAAUUCGGGAUUUGGGUUCUAAUAAUGAACGUCUCGAGAGCGAAUUGGAAGAUAUAGAAAACGAUUAUAAGGGUUUGGAAUUUCAAAAUGAUAGAUUAAAGAAGGAUAAUGAAAAAUUAGUUCAUGAUGCAAUAGCUGAUGAUGAUGAAAUUGCUGGUUUACAAAGACAAUUGAAGGAAUCUGAUGACAGGAAUAAAGACUUAAAUGAAUGUUUGGAGACAUUACAAUUAGAAAAUAAUGAGAAUAAAAAAAAAUUGGAAGAUUCUAAGAAAGAGUAUCAUAAAUAUAAGAAAAGAUGUUCUCUUUGCGAAGAAGAUUUACGUAAAAGUCAACAUAUUCUUGAUAAGAAAGAAUUACUUAUAAAUUCUUUGCAAAAACAAUUAAUUGAAUCCGCAGCUGAAAAUUUGGGAUUAAAAAAAGAAGUACAAGAUUUGCAAACAAAAAUUUUAAUUGCUGAACGACGGGCAAAAAAUGCAGAAGAAGAUUUGAAUAAAAGAAAUAUUGGAGGUAAAAUUAAGUAA